Molecule: messenger RNA, 1415 nt
Organism: Oryza brachyantha (malo sina)
Lineage: Eukaryota; Viridiplantae; Streptophyta; Magnoliopsida; Poales; Poaceae
Product: nudix hydrolase 9
Exons: 9
Coding region: 93-980 (295 amino acids)
Molecular function (GO): GDP-mannose hydrolase activity
Source: RefSeq, a predicted model, not a curated record
GAACAUCCCGCGGCUGCUGCACGCGUCGCCGACGACGAGCGGCCGAGUUGGAUGCGAGCGUGCCACCUCUUCCCCGCCGCCGCUUCUGACACAUGGCCGCCGCCGACCCCGGCACGGCGUACAAGCUCCUCCUCUCCUGCCCCGCCGGCCUCCCCCGAUCCCGAGUUUCGGUUAAAUUCGACCAGUCAUUCGAUAGGAUUCCCCAUCCAGAUGCAGCUUUGGAAGAAUCUAUAAGUGAGAUAUGGAACCAGAGGCUUCAAAAGAACCCAUCGUUGUACAACGGCACCAAAUUUCGGUAUGGAGGACACGCCAUCCACUACAAAGAUGAACUAAACAAGGAGUAUUAUGUUUCACUUCAUUUGGGCCUAACAGAUUACAGGACAUUUGUGGGAACAAAUCUUAAUCCAUUGUGGGAGAAGUUUUUAGUCCCCUCGGAAGAUGAUUCUGUGUGUUGCCAACACACAUCAAAUCCAUUGGGAAAUGGCGCAAUUGUUGAAACAUCUGAUGACAAGGUUAUCAUAUUGCAAAGAAGUUACAAUGUGGGGGAGUUUCCAGGUUACUAUGUUUUUCCUGGAGGACAUUCAGAGCCACAAGAAAUUGGAAUAUUGGGUCAUCAAGCUGAUGAAAAGGACAUUUCUCUUCUCAAUGAAAGAGUCUCCCAGGAGAUGUUUGAUGGAAUUAUCCGUGAGGUAGUUGAGGAAACUGGAGUGCCUGCUAAUUCACUGACAGAGCCUGUCUUCAUUGGAAUUUCUCGCCGGGAGAUGAAUGUCAGGCCAACUGCAUUCUUUUUUACCAAAUGCAGCAUUGAUUCAAGUGGAGUUUAUGAACUAUAUUCUAAAGCGCAAGAUGGCUAUGAAUCUACUAAGAUGUAUGCAGUCUCAGAGGAAGAAUUACGAGGGAUGACCGAGCGAAUGCCUGGCUGCCACCAUGGUGGCUUUGCUCUCUAUGAAAUGAUGAGGAAUGCUGCCAAACAAUCAUGAACAAGAACAAAAGUGAUGCAAGUCUACAUUCAGAUCCCCUUAUUCAAAACACAAACAUGGUUGACAAUCAUUAUUUAUCACUGCUUAAUUGAGAUUAUCGGUGCGAUUCCUUAAUGCUCCUAUUUGAUAUUCCUCAGCAGAUUGCCUUCUUAUCUAACAUGAUAAAAAAAAACACAGAGAGAUGCGGCGUCACAAGAAAACAAUAGUUACUACUCUUCUCUGUAGCAAAUUCAUUCUGUUUCUCUCUGCGUUGUUGCACAGAUGGUUCUUCAGUAAAGAACGGGAAGAAAUAAGAGCACGGAGCUUAUUUAACAUUCUCACUUUGUGACAUGGAAUUGAUGUUGUAAUUGAGAUCAUCGUAGACGUGGCAUGAUCUGUAAUCAAAAUCUUUCCGUUUCAGAUUUUCUUUACAUGGAUCAAUUUUAAUCUUUCAGU